Molecule: messenger RNA, 742 nt
Organism: Macadamia integrifolia
Lineage: Eukaryota; Viridiplantae; Streptophyta; Magnoliopsida; Proteales; Proteaceae
Product: histone H3.2
Exons: 1
Coding region: 112-522 (136 amino acids)
Cellular component (GO): nucleosome
Molecular function (GO): protein heterodimerization activity; structural constituent of chromatin; DNA binding
Source: RefSeq, a predicted model, not a curated record
UGAAAUCCAGAACAGAAUUGGAACCAUACCAGGGAUCUGAGCUUUACUCUUAUCGUUCUCUACAAACCCUAGCUUUUAUUCUGCAGUUAGUCAUUUCUCUUCUAAUUAGAGAUGGCGAGAACUAAGCAGACUGCUAGAAAGUCCACAGGAGGUAAGGCUCCAAGGAAACAACUGGCGACAAAAGCCGCCAGAAAAUCGGCCCCAGCAACUGGAGGAGUGAAGAAGCCACACAGAUUCAGGCCAGGAACGGUGGCGCUUAGGGAAAUCAGGAAAUACCAGAAGAGUACGGAACUCUUGAUCCGAAAGCUUCCAUUCCAGAGGCUGGUCCGUGAGAUCGCCCAGGACUUCAAGACGGAUCUGAGGUUCCAAAGCAGUGCUGUUUCGGCCUUACAGGAGGCAGCGGAAGCUUACCUUGUUGGUUUGUUUGAGGACACAAAUUUGUGCGCCAUUCAUGCCAAGAGGGUCACUAUAAUGCCCAAAGACAUUCAGCUUGCUCGAAGAAUCAGAGGAGAGAGAGCUUGAUUGCUUCCUCAAUUCCACUCUCUGUCUGAUAUAACUUUUUGUCUUCUAUGUUUAGUUAGGUGUUCUCUCUUCAUUUUCUCCCCCCUUCCCAGACUUAGGUCUUUCAGUAGUAGUUGUAGCCCAUCCGUUUCUUUUCGUUUCCCCCAGAACACUGUUGUAGUUAUCGGCUUAUCGCUACUGUAAUGAAGAAUUAUAUGAUGAUCUGUUCAUGUCUCUAAAA